This is a messenger RNA of Ramularia collo-cygni, 819 nucleotides long. Its product is annotated as related to F-actin capping protein beta subunit. Gene Ontology annotation, cellular component: cytoplasm; actin cortical patch; F-actin capping protein complex. Gene Ontology annotation, biological process: barbed-end actin filament capping; cell morphogenesis; actin cytoskeleton organization. NCBI's taxonomy places the organism in Eukaryota, Fungi, Ascomycota, Dothideomycetes, Mycosphaerellales, Mycosphaerellaceae. The record is from RefSeq and is a predicted model, not a curated record. The transcript is spliced from 2 exons. Gene Ontology annotation, molecular function: actin filament binding. Bases 1 to 819 code for a protein of 272 amino acids.
AUGGACCCCUUCGACGCCGCCAUCGACCUCCUCCGCCGCCUCCCUCCCUCCUCCACCUCUCAAAACCUCUCCGGAAUCAUCUCCCUCCAACCAGCGCUCGAAGAGGACCUCCUCUCCUCGGUAGACGUGACCCUAAAAACCACCCGCUGCCCCACCACGGGCCGCGACUUCCUCUGCUGCGACUACAACCGCGACAACCAAUCCUACCGCUCCCCCUGGUCCAACACCUUCCACCCGCCCAUCGACCCCGAAGAUGCCGCCGACCUGCUCCCCAAAGGCCGCAUUCGCACCAUGGAGGAAGCCCUCAAUGCCGGCGUGGACGUCUAUCGCGAAUUGUACUACGAGGGUGGCGUGAGCAGUGCGUACUUGUGGGAAUUGGAAGAUGGGUUCGCGGGCGUGGUGUUGUUUAAAAAAGUCGUGGGCGAGGCCGGGUGGGAUAGUAUCCAUGUGUUGGAGGUGCAAGAGGCGGCGACGAAGCGCAAGGCACAUUAUAAAUUGACGUCGACGGUCAUUUUGGAUUUGGGCGUCAAAGGAGGAGCGGGAGUGGAUUCGUUGGAGUUGGCGGGGAACUUGACGCGGCAGCAGCAGAAUGAAUUGGCGUUGCAGGGUAUCAGUGAUGGGCAGAUUGAGACGAGUCAUGUCGGCAAUAUCGGACGCAUGGUGGAGGAGAUGGAGACCAAGAUGCGCAAUCUGUUGCAGGAGGUCUACUUUGGCAAGGCCAGGGAUGUCGUGGGAGAUUUGCGGAGUAUGCGCAGCUUGAGCGAUGUCGAGGGCGAUCGGAGGCAGCAGAGGGAAGUCAUGAGUAAGAUUUCGAGGUAG